This is a messenger RNA of Sycon ciliatum, 4823 nucleotides long. RefSeq names its product sushi, von Willebrand factor type A, EGF and pentraxin domain-containing protein 1-like. NCBI's taxonomy places the organism in Eukaryota, Metazoa, Porifera, Calcarea, Leucosolenida, Sycettidae. The record is from RefSeq and is a predicted model, not a curated record. Bases 429 to 4214 code for a protein of 1261 amino acids. The transcript is spliced from 21 exons.
GCUUGACAUGCACCUACUGCCUUCCCCCGACAAUGCUGAGAUUCUUUUGGGAAUAGAGUGGACAUUCCUCUCUGGUCGAUGUCCUGAGUUUAGGACCUCGUAAUCAAGACAAAUAUCCUUUCCACCUAAGUCGUAGGCUAGGCUUAGCGGAGUAUCGUGUGCGUGUUAUGCAGCAGAAGAGUUGAAACACGGAGAUCUAGCUCAAAUUAUCCUUCCAAGGUGCUGCGACCAUUCAUUCCACCCACCUGUUUUGUGGACAGAGCUAGAGAGAGAGAGAGAGAGAGAGGUAGAGACAGAGAGAGGAUUUCCAACACCUGGAUUUACUGAUUGUUUGCAGAGAAGCUGAGGAGUGUAUCUGCUGGACGCCAGGCAGGGAGUGCUCCCGUUGGUAUAGUGACCAGUGACGGAGAUAUCGCUGGGAGGACAAUAUGACGUCGUGGUGCGUUGCGAUAUUGGUAUUCAGUACUGCAGUAUCGUCCGUGACUGCCGUGCAAUAUGUCGCCCACUAUAAUUGCAACGAUGGAGGGCUUUAUUUUGUAAGCAACAGCGCCUGGAUCGGAACUGAUUCAUCAGGUGCAGAAGCCAGGUGUACUACUGCUGGUGCUACAAUCGUGACAAUGUCUGAUAUCACUGGAACCUGUGCUCAGUCCUAUAUCGCUUACAUCACCACCCUGCAAAAAAGAUCCAUUUCCGUUUGGAUAUCGGACGGAAGUGGAGGUGUUACCUGCUAUCCCAAGGUGACACCGUGUCCAGCCGGUGAUGUUGUCAUGUGUAAAAACAUCAGAGCUGAUGCAGUGUCACCACCAAGUACACACUGUGGUACCGACCUAUCUCCUGUAGCAAACGGAACUCUCACCUAUCCAAGUGGAGAUGUAUUUCCUUCGCAGGCCUUCCUCGUUUGUAAUUUGGGAUAUACAAAAAGUUCUGUUAAUUGGUACGCAGAUUGUGGGGGCAGUGGCUCGUGGCAAUUAACGACAGGUCCUCAGAUGUGCAACGCUAUCGUGUGCACUGCGCCUAUAAUAACGAAUGGAUUGGUUACUGGUACUGCACCAGUAUUCAAUGUAACCUGCAAUGCUAACUUCGGCAUCGUGGGUAGUCCCACAGUGACAUGUACAAGUGUAGCCACGACAACAACAGUCCCGACCUGUAACCCGAUUUGCCCGAUCCUCAACAUUCCCAAUGCCAAUUACAGCACAGCGAACCAACUCGUUGGUACAAAUGUCAAUGUCACUUGCAAUAGCGGAUUUGAAAUGUUUGGUCCUCAAACCGUCACCUGCCAGGCAUCUCAGUUAUGGACAACCAUUCCAGAAUGUGAAGCUAUUGUCUGCAAGACCUUGCCUACAAUCAACAAUGGCGGUGCAACAGCCAGCAGCAUGACAAAGUAUGGUGUACUACACGUCCACUGCAACACCGGCUAUAAGUUGUCGGGAAUGGCAACUUCCAAAUGCCUGUCUACUGGCUCCUGGGAAAUUCCCAUAGCCAGCUGUACCGAGAUCACAUGCACUUCUCCAACAACAGCACCAGCAAAUGGUGCUGUAACCACUGGUACCAAUACACUUUCAUCAGUACUUCAGUACAGUUGCAACGAAGGUUAUCAAUUGAGUGGAACGAGUUACACAGUAUGUCAAGCCGAUGGGUCUUGGUCAACUGCCAAUCCAAUGUGCACACAGAUUACAUGUCCUUUGGCUACGCCACCUCCAGUAAGCGGCACUGUGUCCAGUUCUGCAAACACCUAUUUAUCAUCUCGUCAGUACUCCUGCAUGACCGGAUAUAUGCUGACUGGUAGUACAGAUACGGUUUGUUUGUCAAAUGGAAAAUGGUCCGGCACUCAGCCCACGUGUUCAAUAAACAUAUGCCGGAUUCUAUCGGCCCCUACCAAUGGAUAUGUCUACGUGGAUGACUUAACUUUUGGUUCAAAGGCAAGUUUUAGCUGCAAUGUUGGAUAUCGGUUAACGGGCGCGUCAAGUGUUACGUGUCUCACCAGUCAGAGCUGGUCUGCAAUCAGUCCAACGUGUACAAAGAUCACUUGCCCUUCUCCACCAGCAGCACUGACAAAUGGUGCUGUGUCCAGCGGAACUAAUACAUUUUCAUCAGUGCGUCAGUACAGUUGUAUGGAAGGUUAUCAAUUGAGUGGUACGAGUUACACAAUAUGUCAAGGCGACGGGUCAUGGUCAACUGCCAAUCCAAUGUGCACACAGAUCACUUGCCCUUCUCCACCAGCAGCACUGACAAAUGGUACUGUGUCCAGCGGUACUAAUACAUUUUCAGCAGUGCGUCAGUACAGUUGUAUGGAAGGUUAUCAAUUGAGUGGUACGAGUUACACAAUAUGUCAAGCCGACGGGUCAUGGUCAACUGCCAAUCCAAUGUGCACACAGAUUACAUGUCCUAUGGCUACGCCACCUCCAGCAAACGGCACUGUGUCCAGUUCUGCAAACACCUAUUUAUCAUCUCGUCAGUACUCCUGCAUGACCGGAUAUAUGCUGACUGGUAGUACAGAUACGGUUUGUUUGUCAAAUGGAAAAUGGUCCGGCACUCAACCCACGUGUUCAAGAAUUCUGUGUCCGGCACCAAUCCCUCCAGUAACAAAUGGUGGUGUAGAGAUGGGAGGGACCACAUAUUUGACAGUGCGAGGAUUUUUUUGUAACCCAGGCAAAGCACUCAGUGGAAGUAGGUACACUGUUUGUCAGGCUGAUGGAACAUGGUCAACAGCAAGUCCAAUUUGUACAGAAAACAUAUGCCGGACUCCACUGACGCCUAUCAAUGGAUAUGUCUACAUAGAUGACACGACUGUUGGUUCAAAGGCAAGUUUUAGCUGCAAUGCUGGAUAUCGGUUAACGGGUGUGUCAAGUGUUACAUGUCUCACCAAUCAGACCUGGUCUGCAAUCAGUCCAACGUGUACAAACAUCACCUGCCCAGUGCUGGCUACACCACCCAAUGCAAUAGUAUCUGCUGGCCCAGUGGAUUUCCAGGCCAAACGUACAUUCUCCUGCAGUGAUGGAUAUACCCUGUCGGGGGAUUCACAACUGGUCUGUCUGUUGAAUGGAUCUUGGUCUGCCCCACUUCCAAACUGUUCCAGAGUACCAGAAUGCCCUCAGCUAAUUGUUACUAACGCAGUUGUGUCAGGAGGCUCAACUAGAGUUAACGGUAUUCGCAACAUCACAUGCAAUGGCGGCUUUGAGCUUUCGGGUCACUCGUUGGUAACAUGUCUACCCAGUGGGGAGUGGACUACCUUGCCAGUUUGCAAUCGGGCGCCUGAAUGUCCACUGUUAAGUGUUAGCAACGGAAUCGUGUCAGGGGGCUCAAAUACAGUGAACAGCAUCCGCAGCAUCACAUGUAAUGCCAACUUUGACCUCUCGGGAAACUCAAUGGUCAUAUGUCUAGCCACCGCAGCUUGGUCGUCAACUCCUGUGUGCAAUCCAGUGGCAGAAUGUCCCAUGCUCACUGUUAGUGAUGCGGUACUGGCUGGCAGCUCAAAUACAGUGACAGGGGUUCGCAAUAUCACAUGUAAUGCCGGCUUCGAGCUUUCCGGUAACUCAAUGGUCACAUGUCUUCCCGGUGCGGUGUGGUCUUCCACACCAUCUUGCAAUCGAGUUGUGCAGUGUGGCUCACUGCAAGUGUCCAAUGGAAAGGUCUCGGAUGGAGAGAACACUAUCGGCAGUGUGCGAACGGCGACAUGCAAUCUUGGAUACGAGCUGGGCAGUGAUCAGACGGCAGUGUGCUUGGCGAAUGGCAAUUGGUCUAGCAACCCCGUGUGUACUGUGAUAGCAACAACUGUGCCGCCUACCGUUCAAGGAGCAACAGAAGCCUCGUCGUUCUUCAGUCAGAGCGGCAGUGUUGCUCUCAUCGCUGUGAUUGCAGUCCUAGCCGUGCUUCUUAUACUCGCCAUCGUCGGAAUCAUCGUAAUGCGGAGACAGUCGCCAGACCGUAAAGGCGAAAUGACUGUCACGUUCAACAACAAGGGAAUCGACGGGGAGGUCGCCACGGUCUCCGAAACGCCACAGUUGUCCAAAAUGCCUCGAUCCGACCCCUCGGGUGUGAGUUUGUAUGCCACACCAGCGAAGAAUAGCCCGGCGCCUCAGAGCAAGCAGGACAUCACCUACGCAGCCGUGGAGUUCGGCGGGGGUGCCAGGAAGAACACGGUGGUCGCUCCCAACCCCCGCACCGAUGACACCACCAUGUACAGUGACGUGACAUUUAAAGCCCCUACUUCUUAGGUUACUCACGCAGUUGCUAAGAGCUUGGCUGAAUGUGUGAAGCAAAGUACGCGUCCCUUAGGGUACGUACUGUAUAUGAAUUUCAUUUCAGUAGUCUCCUUGUGUUUGUGUUUAAUUAGAGUAUGAAAUGUAUGACAUCAUGUAUGACAUCAUGUAUGACAUCAUGUCAGUUAAACUAGGAUAUGUGUGUGCAAAAAAAUGUUAUCAUACCUCUACAGAUUUCUGAUAGUAGACUGAAGCUAACAGUCUUGGCAUGUCCAUCGCAUGUCCCGUUUUCUCUCUCACAUGUAUUCAGGCUUGCGUUGUGCAUCUUUUGUAAUGACAUCAGCAAGGUGUUGGCAGGAAAAGAAUUGUGGCUCUCUUUGUUGGAAUUUUCGUUCAAGUAUGGCGGUUCUCUGCUGAUUUAUACUAUUUUUUUACAUAAUUGUUUUCUUCCAACUCCUACUGGAGUCCUCCCCAAUCCAUUGGUGUCGAAAUUUAAAAAUUCCAUAUGUCCAAUUAUUUCAAGUCCCUAAAACUUCGAAAUCUUCGAAAUGUAGAAAUAUUCUAGGUCAUAUUUCCUUAAAUGGCUAUUAUUCCAAUGUAGAGAAAUAUUUGCUUUGUGAUACA